Molecule: messenger RNA, 2229 nt
Organism: Venturia canescens
Lineage: Eukaryota; Metazoa; Arthropoda; Insecta; Hymenoptera; Ichneumonidae
Product: MAPK/MAK/MRK overlapping kinase-like
Exons: 10
Coding region: 1-1944 (647 amino acids)
Biological process (GO): intracellular signal transduction; protein phosphorylation
Cellular component (GO): cytoplasm; nucleus
Molecular function (GO): ATP binding; protein serine/threonine kinase activity
Source: RefSeq, a predicted model, not a curated record
AUGGAGGAAGAAUUCGAAGGAAAAAUUUUGGGACGGCGAGCAGCUUUGGAUAAUGGAGUGGUGAGGGAAACUCAGGGUCUAAAAUACUUGAAGCAACAGCAGGAGGUUACCGCGAUUGACGAAAUUUCGGCAACGGGUAACAUUAUUUCAGAAUACAAAGUAUUGGAAAAAAUUGGUGAGGGUUCUUUCUCGGAAGUAUUGAAAUGUCAAGAUCGGCAGAACGGUACUCUGUACGCUGCGAAACGUCUCAAAAGGGUAUAUCAGAAUCUGAACGAGAUGAUGGAAAGUCCAGAAGUAAUUGCAAUGAGAAAGAUAAGCCGACAUCCAAAUAUUCUAUCAAUGAUCGAGUCUCAUUACGAUGCGAUGUCGGGUAAAGUAACGCUUGUUUUCGAACUCAUGGACAUGAGUCUCUAUGAUCUCAUUAGAGGGAAAAAAGGACGCACAUUGACGGAGAAGAGGAUCAAAGUUUAUUUGUAUCAGUUGCUCAAAGGUCUGGAGCAUCUUCACAAACACGGCCUCUUUCAUCGCGAUGUUAAGCCUGAAAACAUAUUGGUCAAGGGAGACACUGUAAAAUUGGCUGAUCUUGGAUCGAUACGCGGGAUUUACAGCAGACCACCGUACACCGAAUAUAUCUCGACUCGCUGGUAUCGUUCUCCGGAAUGUUUGUUGACAACAGGCUUUUACGGACCGAAAAUGGACGUAUGGGCGAUUGGCUGCGUCUACUACGAACUAUUAACUUCAAAACCAUUGUUUCCUGGCUCAAACGAGGUCGAUCAAUUAUCCAAAAUUCAUACAAUAUUGGGAACGCCCCACGCGAGGCUAGUGGCUAAAUUUCGGAGACACAGCAAAGCGCGCAACUGCGAGUACUUUUUUCCAAACAAAGGAGGCACGGGCCUCUCUAAUUUGUUGCCACAUGUGUCGGAAAAUGGUCGCGAUCUGUUGAAGCUCACGCUGGUUUACGAUCCGGAAAAUCGUAGUAACGUCAGAAGACUGUUGGAUCAUCGUUAUUUCCAUGAUUUGCGCGAAAGAGAUUUCUCACCGGCGACGAGGCACACGAGUACUUUGAUUGUCCCAAAUUCAUCCCGUGAAAGCGCUCAAUGGAGCAGAAAUCCGGUUUUCUUGAGUUACAUCACAUCGGAGAAACGCCGAAAAUCUAAAGUAUCAAGAGGGCAUCCUUCGAAGAAAUCGUACGAGGAAGACGCGAAUAAUAAAGUUCCACGAGUCGUUGCGUCUUCACCCUCGAAUCGUUGCGACGACGGUGGCGUUAGCGGCGUUGCCGCCGCUUCGACUGGAAACCAAGUACCGAAACAACAGAGGCGGCUCAAUCACGUUUGCCGUAACAAUAACGGAAGAGCAGCGGCGGUAAACAACUCGACGACGAAAAUCCAACCGAGCAAUCGAUUACCGCCGAUCCUUGAUGCUCGAAGCAAACUUAAUUUGUCACGAGAGAGCUCCAAAAGUUUGAAUUUCCCAACGAGAGUCGCUCCGCUAGUGUCUCCAAAAUCUCAUCGUUCCAGAAUGAUGAGCUUUCGCGCCGAGGGCGAAAUUCCUUUCUCCAACAGUUUUCUGCCACAAAUCGCUUUAAAAUCGAGCAGUAAAAGUUUCCAUAGAUUUCCCGUGACCGGCUCGAUUGUUUCGGCACCGAAUGAAAAUUUAAACCCAACAUCUUUUCCAUCGAACGUUCGCCUGCUCCGACACUCCAAACUGGCUACGAUAAACGAACAACAGCAGCAAACUUUGAAUUAUCUCGUGGCGCAACCGGCAAUAAUUCUCAAUAAAUCACCACGAUCCAAAAGUCCGGCAAAGAAAAUUCCAAAGCACGAAAUAUCCCACCAUCAGAGGCUAAAUCCUGGGAAAAAGCUCAAAACGUAUGCGGCCAAAGCGAGCCUCAAACGCGAUAGGUUACAAAUAAUUCAUCUUCAUUACACACUCUCUUGCCGAUGAUACACGCGUGAAUAUAAUAUUAAAUACUUCUUUUCGGUGAAUUUUAGGCUGACGAAAACGUGUGGUGGUUAAACGAGGCUGGACUCGUGAAAAUAAGUCUGCGAGCGGAAAGUUAUUCUCGUCGCGUUAAUAAAAUGAAAACAAAAAACAACAAAAUUACAUCUCGCUUUGUUGAAAGUACGGUGAAAUUGGAAAAAUUUGCGAAAAUAUACCUCCUCCUUCCCUUGUUAUAUAUUUGAAUAAAAGAUUUUUCGAUAUUGUCAAUAAAGAAAUAUGAUGUUUAAA